This is a messenger RNA of Rhizophagus irregularis DAOM 181602=DAOM 197198, 734 nucleotides long. RefSeq lists its product as uncharacterized. The record is from RefSeq and is a predicted model, not a curated record. Lineage: Eukaryota; Fungi; Glomeromycota; Glomeromycetes; Glomerales; Glomeraceae.
UAAAUUAAAGAUCUAACAGAUCAAUUUAAUAUAUUUCUACGUCAAAUAAAAUAUAUAAAAAAAAAAUUACAAUGCCGGUUACGUUUUCAAAACCCAUUCAAGACAUUCAAGGCGACUUGUCUGCAAGAGUCCUUACAGAAAAAGAGGACGAGUUGGAAACUCUUAUACUCUUAUUUGAAAGCAAAAUUGAUAAUAAUAAAAUGCCUACAGCUAAUGAAAUAGUAAAGCAUCAAGAUUCGAAGAAAAAAAUCAAACGUCCGCCAAAUUCCAAUAUAAUCUACACAAACCAGCUCGGAAAGUGCGGGCUAUUAGAUAUUAUCAGGAAUUUUUGUGAUCAUCAUGGUAUAAAUAAGCAAAAAUUAGUCCCCAUUUCCAAAAAAGUAAGCAAAACAUUAUGGGAAAGACUAUCACCAGUUCACCAAGGAUUUUUUGAGGAAUUGGCUUUAAAAGUCAGUAAGGAACAUAAAUUAAAACAUCCAAAUUAUAAGUAUCAACCCGAAAGAAAAAAAAAGAAAACACCCACAUACAAACAUUAUGAUCCUGAGAAAAAGUUAAAACAUAAUACCGAUUCAAAUCAUCACGUGGAAAAUCCUUCCGCCGAUAAUGAAGUAAAUGAGCAACAAUAUGAAGAAUCAAAUACAUCAACCGAUAAUGAAGUAAAUGAACAACAAUAUGAAGAAUCAAAUACAUCAACCGAUAAUGAAGUUAAAUUUUUAGGAAAAGAAAAGAAAUAA